This is a messenger RNA of Pimephales promelas (fathead minnow), 1186 nucleotides long. RefSeq names its product MAF bZIP transcription factor G a (gene mafga). NCBI's taxonomy places the organism in Eukaryota, Metazoa, Chordata, Actinopteri, Cypriniformes, Leuciscidae. Gene Ontology annotation, molecular function: DNA-binding transcription factor activity, RNA polymerase II-specific; RNA polymerase II cis-regulatory region sequence-specific DNA binding. Gene Ontology annotation, cellular component: nucleus. The record is from RefSeq and is a predicted model, not a curated record. Gene Ontology annotation, biological process: regulation of transcription by RNA polymerase II; regulation of epidermal cell differentiation.
GUGUGAGAAUGUUGUUGUGCUGAGUGUGCAUGCACGCCUCCCACUUGCUGUCAUAUUAUAUCAAUAGCAUAUACCUAAAGCAGCAAUAUAUAAGCGCACGCGCAUUUAUGUUGAUUCACAGCUGCAAACGAGCUGCUUUGUGUCGUGUCGUAAACAAAUUUAAUAAGCGUGAUUGGAAUCAGAGGCGCGCACGUCUAUGGGGAUUCCCUGUGUGUGUUGCUGUGAAUUAGAGGUAUUAUAGUGACAGCUAGGGGGAUGUGCAGAAAUGUGUGGAUUGCACACACACACACACAUACACGCACCAGCACAAAGCUGCUGUUUCAUCAUAAGGGCGCAGUGUGUUUCAGCACCAGACCUGUCGAGCGGGGCAGUGGAGAGAGGCUCUCGUGGCAUGACUACUACAAACAAGGGAAACAAAGCACUCAAGGUGAAGCGAGAGCCAGGUGAGAAUGGCACGAGUCUCACGGAUGAUGAACUGGUGUCCAUGUCUGUGCGAGAGCUGAACCAGCACUUGCGCGGCCUGACCAAAGAUGAAAUCCUGCAGCUGAAACAGCGUCGACGCACGCUCAAAAACCGAGGCUACGCCGCCAGCUGUCGAGUGAAGCGCGUGACGCAGAAGGAGGAGCUGGAGAAGCAGAAGAUCGAGCUCCAGCACGAGGUGGAGAAGCUGGUCUCGGAGAACGCCAGCAUCAAAGCCGAGCUGGAGCUGCUGCGCUCCAAAUAUGAGGCUCUCCAGAGCUUCGCCAGGACUGUGGCCCACAGGGGUCCCGUCACUAAAGUGGCCACCACCAGCGUCAUCACCAUCGUCAAGUCCAAAACACAAGCGCGCUCUUAAUGCCCUGACCCGGAGCACUUCUGCAAGCGUAUCCAUCACAGGUUUACUCACGCUAAAGUCUGUUCGGAAAUCUACUCUAAACAAGUGUAAACCGAAUCUCUCAGAAAAAGAUAAAGCACUUAUCAUUUCUUUUUAGAGAUCAAUCUGUCAAUCACAACUCUUGUUUUGUCAAAUUUAUAUCAACGUUUCAUUAAUCAGAUAAUGAUACUCGCGCUAAAACAUUCAGAAAUCUACUCUUUGAUUAAAAAGUGUAAACAGACAACUCUAAAAUCUCUCCGAAAAAGAUUUAAAAAAAAAUUGAGAUUCAAUUUUAUACAGACUUGCAGUGUUGUAGUACUCGAGACUCGGACU